CGAAUUGACCAAAUUAAUCUUUUUUUUCUUUACAGUUAGAUUUUAAUGAUAUUUUAAAUGUCAUAUAGGAAGCAUAGCUCGCUGUAACAAACAAAGGAACGGGCAUAAUUCCAUCCUGUUAUUUUCGACACAAACAUUGAUUUUCACUGAUAGAUGAUUAGUCUGACGGAACUCUCCCAAAAGAUUGGUGGCUAACAGUUGAAAGGCUCGAAUUCAAAACCUUCAACCGGACAUUCAUCUUUAUCUUCGCAUGAAUGGCUGUAGAGAUGCUGAAACUCGAUCAAUCUGUAUUAAUGUCUUUGGUGAUAUAUAUUCAACUGUCAAUCUCCAGUCUCCAAGAAAAAUCAAAAAGUAGAAGAAAGAAUCUCCACAUCUCUAAGAAUAGCGUGACAGGCAACUUAUAAUCCAUCAUCCAUGGAAAAAGACACGAAAAAGAGCAUGGAAGAGCGUUUACUACUACCAGAAAAGAGAUCAAAUGAGGGAAGAGAAGGUAUAGCUCAAACAUGGCGUGAGUUUACUCAAGAAGUGAAAAGGCUAGCUUACAUAGCAGGACCCAUGGUGGUUACUACGACAGCCCUCAACUUGUUGCUGGUUAUUUCAAAUAUGAUGGUGGGUCAUCUUGGUGAGCUAGCUCUUUCUAGUUCUGCCAUAGCUAUCUCUCUCUGUAAUGUUACCGGCAUCAGUCUUCUAAAUGGAAUGGCAAGUGCACUGGAAACUUUAUGUGGGCAAGCUUAUGGAGCUCAACAAUAUCGAAAAGUCGGAAACCAAACUUAUGGUGCCAUGUUCUCCCUAAUUUUAGUUGCUCUCGUUGUAUCUCUGGUUUGGAUCAACAUGGAAACGCUGCUCAUAUUAAUUGGCCAAGAUCCCAUAAUUGCACACGAAGCUGGCCAGUUUACAUUAUGGCUCAUUCCUACCAUUUUCGCUUAUGCAAUAUUUCAGCCACUUUCUCGAUACUUGCUAGUGCAAAGUAUAAUCAUUCCAAUGCUUGUAAGCUCUUGUGUCACUCUCCUCUUACAUAUACCUCUAUGCUGGCUUUUAGUAUUCAAGUCUGGACUAAGAAACCUUGGAGGAGCAUUAGCUGUCGGUAUUUCAUAUUGGUUGAAUGCAAUUUUUCUUAUAUUAUACGUUAAAUACUCUCCCGCCUGUGCCAAAACCCGUGUCCCAAUUUCUAUAGAACUGUUCCAAGGAAUCGGAGAGUUCUUCCGCUUUGCUAUACCAUCUGCAAUGAUGAUUUGCCUGCAAUGGUGGUCAUAUGAGAUUGUCAUCCUGCUAUCAGGGCUCUUAUCAAAUCCACGACUUGAGACUUCAGUCCUGUCUGUAUGUUUAACAACGAUCGGAACACUCUAUUCAAUUCCAUAUGGACUAGGCGCAGCAGCCAGCACUAGAGUCUCAAAUGAAUUAGGAGCUGGGCGCCCGCAAGCAGCACGUAUUGCUGCCUACUCUGUGAUGAUUCUUGCAAUAAUAGAGUUAUUUGUUGUGAGUGGAACCCUCUUUGCCACGCGACACAUUUUUGGUUACAGUUUCAGCAAUGAGAGGGAAGUGGUGGACUAUGUCUCCAACAUGGCCCCUCUGGUUUGCCUGUCUGUUAUAAUAGAUGGCUUACAAGGGGUGCUUUCAGGUGUUGCAAGGGGAUGUGGUUGGCAGCAUAUAGGGGCUUCCGUCAAUCUUGCAGCAUUAUAUCUAUGUGGCGUUCCCGUUGCUGCCAUACUGGGCUAUUGGUUUCAGUUGAAAGCAAGGGGCCUUUGGAUUGGCAUACAAGCCGGUGCCAUUUUGCAAACAGUUCUGCUGUCUCUUGUAACAAGUUGUACGAACUGGGAAAAACAGGCAAGGCAGGCAAGGGAAAGGGUAUUUGAGGAAAGAUCUUCAGAAGAAAACACUUUAGCGUGAAGGAACAGGGGCGACGAACAAGUUUAGUUUCUAGCAGUUUUAAGAGACAACAAUUAGAUUAGCAGCUUAUGCAACUUUGUUCCCAGUCUUUGUGGCACCAAAGCUUCUGUAUUGAAGAUGAGAUUUAAUGUCCAUCCUGGAUUAACUUGAUGAUGAGACAAUGAUAAAGAGCAUGCAGUUUUAAUUUAUCAUGACGUGAUAUGCUUAUUAUUA
This is a messenger RNA of Populus trichocarpa (black cottonwood), 2100 nucleotides long. RefSeq names its product protein DETOXIFICATION 12. Gene Ontology annotation, molecular function: xenobiotic transmembrane transporter activity; antiporter activity. Gene Ontology annotation, cellular component: membrane. Lineage: Eukaryota; Viridiplantae; Streptophyta; Magnoliopsida; Malpighiales; Salicaceae. The transcript has 8 exons. The record is from RefSeq and is a predicted model, not a curated record. The coding region runs from base 415 to 1887 and encodes 490 amino acids. Gene Ontology annotation, biological process: xenobiotic detoxification by transmembrane export across the plasma membrane.